ACACUCGACUGCACCCGUGCACAACAUCAUGGCAAAGAAGGGCAAGAAGAAGAAGCUCUCGAAGGAGGAGAAGAUGAAGUACCAGAUGGCGUUCAACCUGUACGACGAGGACGGGUCGGGCACCAUCGAUGUGGCCGAGUUGGGCGCUGUGCUCAACCAGACGGGGCUCAACCCGACCGAGGCUGAGAUUCAGCAGGCGUUUGACGAGCUUGACCUGGAUGGUGAUGGGGAGAUCACCUUUGAUGAGUUCUGCGAGAUGAUGGCAAACCGCGAGCCCACCGAUCCCGUGGAGGAGCUUCGGCUGGCCUUUGCUGUCUUUGACGAGAAUGGCGACGGCUACCUCUCCGCCGACGAGCUGGAGAAGAUCCUCACCAAGAUGGGCACUCCGGUCUCCAAGGACACCGCCGAGCGGGUCAUUGCCGACAUCGACACUGAUGGCGACGGCAAGGUCGACGUCGAGGAGUUCAUCGCCUUUGUCAUGAACCAGCAGGAGUAGUCAUGCUGUUCCUUGCCAUGACCUUGGCGUGGCAGACAGGUGUAGAAGGCUGUCUUCCCGUAACACGAAAGCGUACACUA
Molecule: messenger RNA, 576 nt
Organism: Thecamonas trahens ATCC 50062
Lineage: Eukaryota; Apusomonadida; Apusomonadidae
Product: calmodulin mutant syncam9
Exons: 2
Coding region: 29-496 (155 amino acids)
Molecular function (GO): calcium ion binding
Source: RefSeq, a predicted model, not a curated record